AUGUCGCGACCGUCCGUGCGAACCAUGGUCGCCAGCCUGGCGUGCUUCUUGUGUUUUUGGCUCGGCGUUUGGGCACGGAUAUGGUGGCAUGAGGAGCUGGACAGGAGUGAGAUUGAGAUGCUCAAGGCUGAGAAUGAACGGUGGAUCAAGCAAAGCGAAAAUUGCAUUGAAGAGUUGGAUGUCCUGAACGAACGGUGUCCUGUUCAGAGCGAUCCGAGCUGUGUCGAUGAGUUGAAGCGCCUUAAGCAGCGUUGCUCACGUGACGCUCAACAGAGUCUGGUAGGAGCAGCUUCUUUCUUCAAUGCGCUAAAGACCAUCGCUGUGACUGUCGCGGCGGCAGCGGUGGCUAUGGCCGCUGUGGCCCACCGCUGGACACACCGCCGGGUGGAGGCGCCAGAGCCAGGCGACGGUGGAGGCGCCGAGGACGCCGCGGAGGCGGCGGAGGCUCUGGCGACGGUGGAGGCGGUGGAGGCUCCUUCUCCAGCGCCAGAGUUGCAGCCGGAGACGGAGAAGGAGACAGCGACGCUUCCUUCCUCCUCCACCAGCGAUGCCAGCGAUUUGGUGGAUGAGGCGGGGAAUGACUCGGAGCAUUCCUCCUGCUUGGUUUCGAAGAACGACGCCGUCGAGCUCACCGAGCGGGUCGACCCACCAGGAGUGGCGACAGAAGCCGAAACGGACAUGUCUCAGCCGAAGAAGGAUGAUGCGAAGCCAACGCUUUUUGGCUUUGACAUGCUGGCAAGACCCAACAUUGAUCGGAUUGUCGAUUUCUUCGGCCCUCCGCUGUUGUGCAAGAUGGCCUACGGCUUGAGGCUCAUCAACAACAAUGCCACCUCCGGAGGGUCCGAAAGCCCCAGGGGCCGGGGAAUGGGCGAGGAAUGCCGCAUGCAGAAGUGUAAGAUGAUAGCAAAAGGAACGGCCGUGACUGGAUCUGCUUCGGCGACGAAGCCUUCCGCCGCGGUAGAGCUCGGCAGCUCAGGGCGGAUCUGGGACUUGGACUCACCACUCAGGGUGAAGACGGUGCAGGCUGAAUUGCCGCUGUCGCCCAAAGGAAGUGCAGCCAUGGAGGUCCGCCGCUCCUGGCAACGGGACCGGGCUUUGAAGCGUGCAGAGCGUGCGCAGAUGACCAUGCAGGCUCCACGUGGCUUGCCAGGUGCGACGCCCGCUCGCUGCGACCGAUCGGUGAUCGGUGAUGACGGGCUUGGCCGUGCUGCAGAAGUGGCACCGCCAAUGGCUCAGGGCUUCAAUGCGGCGAGCGCAUCGUGCAGCGAACCCUGUGACGUGGUGGAUGCCACCAACGAACAGCUCGUGCACAGCCGCUCCACUGGCGCCUUGACGGAGGAUCCCAUGAUGUCCUGGCGAGCAGCUGAGACCUUUCAGAAGCCGACGUUUCCGGUGUCCCAGUACCACUACUUCUCGGUGCCACACGUGGGGGUCGCCUUUGCCAAGAUCCCCGCCCCAGCGCCGGGCGACUCUCGCGUCGAGGCGGCUGAAAAGGCGGCCGAUCAGACGGAGAAGUACUUCUACUUCAGCGACCCGAUGAUCACCCGCUCCCAGAGUUUCGUCGUGGAGCAUCCGCAGCAUGGCCUGGCGAGGUUAUUGUCACCCUUGGUCAUUCUCACCCAUGCAUUGAACCUUCUCACCCUUGAAUUGGUUGGGGGCUUCUUCCAGGGUUGCGCGGCGGUGCCCUACCAUGUGCGAUGGGAGGAUGGAGGCCGUCUCCGCGUUCGGGGACUUUUUGGACUCCACUUGGCCCAAGCAGUGCUCGAGCAGCUGCCAGAGAGGUCGGGGCUUCCUCCAGCGGUGGGGUCGACCUGUUUUGAGUCCUUGGACUCCGACCUGGUGCAAGCGAGCCUUCGGGUACACAGCUUCGGAACGCCCAUCUUCGAGACGCAGAAUGAGCUGCAGGCCAACGCGGACUCCAGACUCCGCCUGUGCUGGCGAAAUCCGUCCCAUUGCUGGGCGGCAGUGGCCAAGAUGGAGUACAUCGACGUGGCGGCGGCGCUGGCUUCGGAGGAAGACGAUCUUUCCGGGUCCGGCUCCGCCACGUUCCUCUUGCUGAUGUCCCCUGCCUGCCAAAUGGAGGAGUCGGCGCUGCUGGCGGUGCGGCUGCUGGAGCGGGACGCAUCCAGCGAUGCGGCGACCAGCGGGGCGGAAGGUGUGGCCGAGGCCGAGGCUUUCCAGCGGCUGGUGGUGGUGGAGGUCCUUCUGCAGGAGCUCCAGCCCGGGCUCUUUGAGCAACCUCGAGUGCACCGACAGCUCGCAAGGUGGACCCCUUUUGAUCCUGAUGGGGAGCCCUAUCCUGAGGAGGAUGUGGAGGGCUUCACGCAACACUGCCACCGCGCUGCAGUGGGGCCCACGGAUACCCGCGCCCUUUGGCACCAGAUCUUUGGGCGAGUUCUCUGCAGUCCCAGCGUGGUCUCGCGACCCGAGGACUUCACCGGCUUUGCGGAGGGCUUGAAGAUCUACAUCCAGCCGUUGCCCAGCUUGGUGAAUGCCGACCGCUUGGUCGUGGCCAGUCUAGUGCGCUUGGCCUACAACUACACCUGCGAUGCUGGCAUUUUUCUUUGCAGUGAAGAUCGCUGGGAUGGCAGUUGGUCCACCUGGCGACAGUACAUAGGCGAAGUGGCUUUGCUGCAGAAGUUCCUCACGGCACCGCCGGAGGUCCUGGUGACCAAUGCCUCAGAGGCGGUGCAGAGGGAUGCAUCUCCUUCUCUUCCAGCGGAUCGAACAAGUCUUUUUUUCGAAGGUGAACGGAUCCAACUUCGAGGGACCACCCAUGACCUCAUCCUCGUGCCACUUUUGUCGCAAUUCCUGAGCAACUGGUGGAUCUUCAAGCAGGCGGCGCGCGGCUGCCCCCGGGAGCUUCUGAAGUACCUGAAGCACAUGGAGUGGCCUCAGAAGUAUGGCAUUCACGUCUUUCCCUAUGCGGAUCACAUGAUGAACAUGAGGGAACACGACGUGGGGGGCCUGCUCUCGAUCUACGCCAUGUCCACGGACACGAUCUUCAUCUCCUUCGGCACCGAGAUGGCCAGCCCUACGCACAUCACCAUGCCCUCCCUCCUGACGGAUCCAAAUCUGCAGCCUUCCGCUGAGGUGUUGAUGGAGAAGGAUAUCUUCCUGAUUUACUCAGAGAGCAUCGGCUGUUGCCACCCGGUGCGGAAGUUCCUCUAUGACAGCCUGGAGCGCUUCUGCGACCGCGCUGCUCCCGCGGCAGGGAGCACACGCGUCCAGCGCCGGUGUUUGCUGCAGCCGCGCAGCCGGUCCAAGCCCAGUGAUGCGACGGAGCCCUCACGGCAGACCCAUGGGCUUUCGCAGGCAGACCAGGCCUCGUUCAAUGAUGCGAUGCGCCGCAGCAUCUUCUGCCCCAUGGGGCCGGGGGAUACUCCUCACAGGCACAAGUUCUACCAUGCCAUCUUGGCGGGAUGCAUUCCGGUGCUCUUCGACUUCGUUUCCUACUUCCCGGGACAGAGGAGUUGGUGGCGCGAGUAUGGCUCUCCCUACCAGUACUCCGUGCCGUUCCCUGAGGACAUCCCUUAUGGAGACAUGGUGGUCGUGGUGCCCUGCGAAGACUACGCAGCCGCGGCGGAGCACCUGGUGCAACGGCUGCAGCGGAUGACGCUCGAGGAGAUCGCCCGUCGCCAAGCCUUGCUGCGGCGCGCGCGGCAGUUCAUGACCUUCCAGUGGGAUGGAUCUCAGCCGGACGCCUUCACGGCCAUCAUGCAGCGGAUUGGGCGCUUUGUGCGCAAGCAACCGCAGAUCCGGUAG
Messenger RNA from Durusdinium trenchii, 3765 nucleotides. The record is from the annotation of a GenBank genome assembly. NCBI's taxonomy places the organism in Eukaryota, Dinophyceae, Suessiales, Symbiodiniaceae.